Messenger RNA from Dibothriocephalus latus, 360 nucleotides. The record is from the annotation of a GenBank genome assembly. NCBI's taxonomy places the organism in Eukaryota, Metazoa, Platyhelminthes, Cestoda, Diphyllobothriidea, Diphyllobothriidae.
AUGAUUAGGGCUCCCUCUUCUAUUUGGUCUCUGCCUGAACCCGCCGGUCCCUUCAUUGAGGAGUCACUCCUGCCAAGGCUCGGGGCCCCACCCCCAAGAUUCCCCUUUUCCAGGACUGCAGCCACUGCAGCCAACGCAUCACCCUCACAGACGAAGAUGACGAGCCACCGAGUAAACAAUCGUAGUUGUGAGCGCGUAGGUCAAGCCAAGGUUGCAUCCGAGGGCUCCCGAAACGGCGAUAUUUCAGGUAUUGGAUUUCAAUUAGUUCAGAAGAAGAAGAAGAAGAAGAAGAAGAAGAAGCGAUCACUGGAAAAAAAGUUUUAUUGUCGUGACGUUUCGGAUUCCGUCGGGAAUCCUUAG